Trichoderma gamsii is the source of this 975-nucleotide messenger RNA. RefSeq lists its product as hypothetical. The coding region runs from base 1 to 975 and encodes 324 amino acids. The transcript is spliced from 2 exons. Gene Ontology annotation, biological process: proteolysis. The record is from RefSeq and is a predicted model, not a curated record. Gene Ontology annotation, molecular function: serine-type endopeptidase activity; tripeptidyl-peptidase activity. Lineage: Eukaryota; Fungi; Ascomycota; Sordariomycetes; Hypocreales; Hypocreaceae.
AUGCUCUUGACCUCCACGGCCUUGAUUCUGCUUUCAGCAGCCACCGUGGGCGCUGCGCCGUCGACGACACACGUCACUCACGAACGGCGUAAUAUCCAUAGCCAUCGUCAUUGGGAGAGACGCAGUCGCCUCGAGCCACACGAUGUUAUUCCUCUGCGGAUCGGCCUGAGCCAACGCAAUUUGGAUCAAGGUCACGAUCUUCUCAUGGAUUUGUCAGACCCUAAUUUAGAGAACUAUGGCACACAUUGGACGGCAGAGCAGAUAACAGAAAUGUUUUCACCAACACAUGAUUCGAUUGAAGCGAUUAGAGGAUGGCUCAUAGGCUCGGGUAUUUCUGAAGACAGAAUCAACCAUUCAUUGGGAUACGAGUGGAUUCAUUUCGACGCCACAGUCCAAGAGGCAGAAGAACUGCUUCAAACUGAGUACCACGUGUUCGAGCAUGGAUUGGAGUCUCAUAGUACUGUUGCUUGUGAUGAAUACAAGGUACCUAGCCAUCUUGCGCGACAUAUUGACUUCGUUUACCCUGGCGUCGCUCUUGCUGGGAGUAUGAAGAAGAGAUCCACGAAGCGAGAUAUGCGUACAGAGGAUCAAAUCGUCACACGGUAUGUCCUCGACAAGCGUGCAACUGCUGAUCCGUGUGAUGACUUGGACCUCAUCACACCAGCCUGCAUACAACAUAUUUACAAUGUGCCCAAGGGAGACAAGAAAGCUCCUGGAAAUUCUCUAGGCAUAUUCGAAAUUGGAUCCUGGUAUAGCCCAACUGCAUUCAAGUCAUUCCUAGCCAACUACACAGAUAUUCCGCCAGAAGUCACACUUUCAAACAUUACCAUUGACAUCUCUGUAACCCAUUUUGAUCCGGCUGCCGAUAACGGCGAAGCAGACCUUGAUAUCGACAUGGCAUUGCCAUUGAUUUACCCCCAGAAUAUAAAGUGUAUCAAGUUGAUGACGACUACUACACUACCUUUGGGCAACUAA